GAUCAUUUACGUUUCUUUUGGGACAACCAUUUUCCCACUGUGUGUGAAUUGAAUGAGACCGCGUGAGAGAGAGAAAGAGAGAGAGAGUAGUGAAGCUAGCUAAUCAUCCUCCUACUCAAAGUCGUCUCCACGUUCUCUUGCUGUCUGUAUGUAUCUGCCACUAUUCAUUUCUAUAUUCCAAUUAAUUCCUUUUUCUUCUCUCAUUUUUCACUUUUUCUUCACAAUUCCUACAAUACAUUGUCAAAAAUUUCACUUUUUGAGAUCUGGGUAUGCUACAUUUUGCCAUUAACAUUCUCAUUUACUCAUAAAAAUGCUUAAUUUAUUGAUUUCUUAUUGAUUUCUUUUCAUCAGCUUGGUUUCUUUUCCCAAUUUGUGAAAUUUCACUUUUGCUUUAGUAUUGUCAGGUUCUGCAGACUAUAAAAAAGUGAACUUUUUUUGUAAUUAGUUUGUGGGUAUUGAAAUUUGGGAACUGGGUCUUGCUGAUUGUGUUGUUUUAUGUGUAGAGAUAUUAGGAUUCAGCAUUGCUUGUUGAAGAGUUGAUCUGAAAUCUUAUGUUUGAUCUGAAUUGUUUCUGUUGCUCUGAAUCUUGUGAUUACUGUGUUUAUGGAGAAAGAAAGAUUCGAAAUUUGAGUGUUGUUGUAGGGUUUUGGAAUUUAGUGACUUAGUGAGUGUGUAAGUGAUUAUUUUUAGUGUAUUUUGUUGAAUUUUGAGGGAAGAUUUUGUAGUGUGAGUGAUGGCUUCAAUCACUCUUUCUCCAAAUGCUUCCCCCAUUGCAUUGCCUCCGUCAUCUAGUGCUGCUGUUUUGUCACCACCACCAACACCUAACACUUCUCAAUCCAAUCAAUCAUCUACUCCGCCGCAGGCCGUGCCUGCAACUUCUCCUCCUUCUCCGUCUCCACCGCAGGCCGUGCCUGUAACUUCUCCUCCUGCACCGUCGAAUGCACCACCACCAACUUCACCACCAUCACCUCCUGCAUCACCACCUCCUGCACCAGUUGUAACAUCACCUCCUGCACCAGUGGUAACUGCCCCUCCUCCAUCUAAAACUUCACCUUCUGUCCCAAAUUUGUCUCCACCACCUCCAUCAGCUGAUUCCCCUCCUCCUCAAUCAUCAAAGCCACCUCCUUCUCAAUCAAUUUCGCCGUCUCCUCCUCCUCCGGCCAAUGUACCAAAUCCACCUCCUUCUCAAUCAAUUUCGCCGUCUCCUCCUCCUCCAGCCAAUGUACCAAAUCCACCAUCUUCCAAUUCUCCUCCUGCACCACAAGCAAAGCCACCAAAAAGUAACACUCCUUCACCUCCUGCACCACAAGCAAAGCCACCAAAAAGUAAUACUCCUUCACCUCCUGCACCACAAGCCAAGCCACCAAAAAGUAACAAUCCUUCACCUCCUUCACAUGAUGCAUCUCCUCCAUCGGUUUCUCAAUCUCCUCCUUCCCCUUCCACCGGUGGUCCUCCUUCGGCUUCCACUGUUGUUCCACCUCCAUCUACAUUGCCAUCAACUCCUCCUUCAGUCCCUUCAGGAUCUGCAGCACCUCCAGCAACUUCUUUGCUUCGUCCUCCUACGAAUGAAACAGUACCUGAUGGUGGUCCAACUGAGAAACCAACUGCUAGACCAACUGUUGAUGGCUCUGGUAAUAUAGGCACGAACAACACGCCUUCAAAUUCAGGAGGGUUAAAGACCGGAGGAGCUGUUGCCAUUGGCGUCGUAGUUAGUUUAAUUGUUCUCAGCCUUCUUGGUAUGGCUGUGUGGUUUGUACAGAAAAAGAAGAAGGGAAAAGGACCAAGAGAUGAUUCUGCCGCACCUUCCCCAUUUGCCUCUUCUCAGAAUUCAGGUACAUUGUUCUUGAGGCCACAGUCUCAAGCUAAUUUUGUAGGGAGUGGCAGCGGCAAUGAAUAUGUGUAUUCACCAUCAGAGCCAGGUGGAGUAAAUAGUUCAAGAUCAUGGUUCACAUAUGAAGAACUUAUCCAAGCUACAAAUGGGUUUUCAGAGGCGAAUAAAUUGGGAGAAGGUGGAUUUGGUUGUGUCUACAAAGGUUUGCUCACAGAUGGAAGAGAAGUAGCUGUGAAGCAGCUUAAAAUUGGUGGUGGACAAGGGGAACGUGAAUUCAGAGCAGAAGUUGAGACUAUUAGUCGAGUACAUCAUCGUCAUCUGGUUUCUUUGGUUGGUUACUGUAUAUCUGAGCAUCAAAGAUUGCUUGUCUAUGAGUAUGUUCCUAACAAUACUCUUCAUUACCAUUUACAUGAUGAUAAAAUACCUGUUCUGGACUGGUCUAUCAGAGUUAAGGUUGCUGCUGGUGCAGCUCGUGGAAUAUCUUACCUCCAUGAAGACUGCCAUCCACGCAUUAUUCAUCGAGAUAUUAAAUCAUCAAACAUCCUUCUCGAUCACAACUUUGAAGCUCUUGUUUCAGAUUUUGGGCUUGCGAAAUUAGCGUUGGAUUCAAACACACAUGUAACUACACGUGUAAUGGGAACCUUUGGGUACAUGGCACCAGAAUAUGCGACAAGUGGGAAAUUGACUGAUAAGUCUGAUGUAUAUUCCUUCGGUGUUGUGCUUUUGGAGCUAAUUACAGGUCGAAAACCCGUAGAUGCCUCUCAGCCAAUUGGUGAUGAGAGCCUGGUUGAAUGGGCUCGGCCUCUGUUGAAUGAAGCCCUCGAGAAAGAGAACUUUGAAACUUUGGCGGAUCCAAGACUAGGAAAGAACUACAAUAGAAUUGAAAUGUUUAGGAUGAUUGAAGCUGCAGCAGCUUGCGUGCGUCACUCCUCGGUUAAGAGGCCACGGAUGAAUCAGGUUAUGAGAGCUUUCGAUUCCAUGGACGAGUCUACAGAUCUGAAUAAUGGAAUGAAACCGGGGCAGAGUUCAGUGUUAGAUUCUGGACAGCAAUCUGCAGAGAUAAGAAGGUUUAGGAGAAUGGCUUUUGGAAGCCAAGAUAGUACAAGUUUCUAUAAUGAGUCUCAAAGUAGCUAUAGGAGUAGAGACCAGGACUCUACAACUAUGUUCCCCCAAAAUCAAUCUCGGUCUUGGAACGUUCGAGACGACUCUUUAUAGCUGCACCAUGACUGCAGAAGUUUUCAUGUGCGUAUGCACAUAGGUCUUCCAUUUUGUACAUCUUUUUAUUUAUUUUUUAUACCGUUUUGGUUCUCAUUUUCCUAAUGCGAUUUUAUUUUGGUGGCGAGUGAUGAUUUCAGUAUCCAUAUGAUUUGUUGAUUGCCGGUAAUCAAAUAACUCAAUCCUAUAGAAGUUACAGAACUGUAUCUCACAAUGUCAUCAAGUCAAACUAAUUAUUGGAUAUUAUUUUUUCAUUCUUUUGAAA
Trifolium pratense (red clover) is the source of this 3311-nucleotide messenger RNA. Its product is annotated as proline-rich receptor-like protein kinase PERK8. The coding region runs from base 734 to 3046 and encodes 770 amino acids. Gene Ontology annotation, molecular function: protein kinase activity; ATP binding. Lineage: Eukaryota; Viridiplantae; Streptophyta; Magnoliopsida; Fabales; Fabaceae. The record is from RefSeq and is a predicted model, not a curated record. Gene Ontology annotation, biological process: protein phosphorylation. The transcript is spliced from 8 exons.